GGGUGAGGCACUGGGCGUUGAGACAGUAGUGGAGGCUGCGUCAGUAGCUCCGUGUCAGUGUGCCACGCGAUCCCUCCAGGGAAGAACCGCCACAACUCCUCUCCCCUCAGAGACCCGGAACAUCAACCCGAGGGUCAAGGUGUGUUAAAUCAUCUUGUAUCAGCUGAGUGAUCUCAUCAUCUGGUGUUAGCCAUGGAUCUCACUGGUAAAGAAAUAGCAAUACUGGUGCUGCGGCUGUUGUUUGGGCUGGUAUACUCGGUGUACUGCAUGGUAGAGACGUUGGUGCUCACGCUGAUACCCCGCAGUUACCGCAGGAAGGACAUUAGGGGUAAUGUGACCCUGGUGACGGGCGGCGGUUCAGGCAUUGGCCGCCUCAUGUGCAUUAAACUGGCAGCCAGGGGAGCCAUCGUCGUCACCUGGGACGUUAAUGAGGAAGGCAACUUGGAGACGGUGCGGCAAGUGGUGGCGGCGGGAGGGCAGUGCCGCGCCUACACCGUCGAUCUGUGUAAUAGACACGCCAUCUAUGCUGCCGCCACUAAGCUCAAGCAGGAAGUGGGCAAAGUGGACAUCUUGGUGAACAACGCUGGUAUCGUCACCGGCAAGAAGCUCCUCGACUCUCCUGACGAGAGUAUUAUCAAGACCUUUGAAGUUAACAUACUCAGUCAUUUCUGGACAACGAAGGCAUUCCUGGCAGACAUGAUGGCUCGCAACAAGGGUCACAUCGUCACUAUCGCCUCCAUGGCCGGCAAAAUCCCGUGUAAUCGCCUCGUCGACUACUGCUCCUCCAAGUUUGCUGCCGUGGGCUUUGACGAAUCCCUCCGCCUUGAACUCCAGGUUGAGGGCAAGACAGGCAUCAAGACAACCGUGGUGUGUCCAGUUUUCAUCUCGACGGGAAUGUUUGAGGGAAUGACCAGCAAGAUCUUCCCAGUCCUGAAGCCUGAAUAUGUGGCAGAUGAGACUGUAGACGGCAUACUGCUCAACACACCCAUCGUCUACUUACCACUUUCCGCCAAGAUCAACGUUUUCCUCGGUCUUUUGUUGCCACAAAAGGUGCUCUACUACCUGAGUGAAGCAGUGGGCCUCACCCACAUGAUGGACACGUUUGUGGGGAGGAAAAAGACCAAGUAAACCCUACUGUAGUCACGACAUACUAAAGAGGUUUUCAUCAAGACCAGAAGAAAAUCCUUCCUUCACCACCACGAGAGAAACCUUAAAGAAACUCACUUUUUGUUAUCCACUAAUUUGGAAACUGAUAAUUCCUACUGAAACCUGCAGUGGAUGGCUGCCUGCACAUGGAUCGACGAGUAUUGUUUCCCCAUUCCACAAGACAGUGAGAACCACAACAAUCAACAAGUCACUAGCAACUAUUAUUUUCAAGGUUUAAAAGACAGCCAAUAAGUAGCCUAAUAGGCAGCAUACCAUUUUUGGUUCUCGCAAGAACUACAAGAGCAAAUCAUCAAGUACUAUUUCCUGAUUUUACAAAUUAAUGUACACAAUCCACCAGUAAAAUAACAAAUAGAUAAUGCUGCUAUUAUUAUGGGAAAUUCUUAUACAAUUCAUAAAAGUUAUCUACAAACACAAAAUGUUAUAAGAAAAGUAGUGUUUAUCGAAGAAACACGGCGAAAAUGCAUGCGAUAAUUUUUAUGAGUUUUUGUUUGGCAGCGUUCUGAUGAAUUAAAUCUUAAUGUAAUGAUGUCUUAGAACAAAUUUGUUUGUUCACCUUACCGUAGGCUUGUUCAGUUAUUACAAUCCAUCUUGAAUCGUCUAAGAAAAAAUUCUGACGGCUCCUCAGAUAAAUUGUAGAAUAAUGCUGCGCACACAUUGUACAGUGUAUACAGGAUUUAAACACCAAUAAAAUCCAGAUGUAUAACUUUUCA
Messenger RNA from Homarus americanus (American lobster), 1877 nucleotides. RefSeq names its product epidermal retinol dehydrogenase 2-like. The coding region runs from base 193 to 1128 and encodes 311 amino acids. The transcript is spliced from 9 exons. Gene Ontology annotation, molecular function: oxidoreductase activity, acting on the CH-OH group of donors, NAD or NADP as acceptor. Gene Ontology annotation, cellular component: lipid droplet. The record is from RefSeq and is a predicted model, not a curated record. Lineage: Eukaryota; Metazoa; Arthropoda; Malacostraca; Decapoda; Nephropidae.